AAUCUUAGCAACAUGUGGUCCGGCGUUUUGAUCAAUAAAGUCAAAAAAGAAAUGGAGGCUCGCAUUGACAUUUUUGUCGCUCCCUCUCUCUCUCUCCUCUUGAAAUCUUCCAUGCCACUGUAUACGUCGCCGGAAUGGAUUAAGCGCUUUCAACUCGAGACGUUAGUCGUUUUGGAAGCCAGAGAGGGAGAGAUUUUCUUCUGGGGAGGGUUUGAUUUGAAGGGUUGAAUUGGAGGAGCGGUUAAAUUUUGAGUUUGGGAUCGAUGGAGAGAGACUUCCUGGGUUUGGGCUCGAAAUUAGGUUCUUCGGUGAAAGAGGAGCCUGUUGAUGUUCAGGGAUGCGAGGAUUCAGCGCUGGUAAAGGAUUCGGGUAUGCAAUGGCCCCUCUCAGACAAGGUCUCUGCCUUUCCCCAAUUCCUUUCUUUCAAAGCUACUCAGGAAGACAUGCUAAGAAAGAUUGCUCAUGAUCCUUUUGUGAGCACGACUGAUGGUCUUGACUCUAAUCAUGAUCUGUUGUCUGCUGCUGUGCAGAACAACUUGAGUCUGGAUAGUAAGCAAGUGAGAUCUCAUUAUACUACGCUAGGGAAUCCUAUGCAACACUUUGAUCUGCAUUCGGCCCAUCAAUCUUGUGAAAUGAAGGUAUUUUCAGUCUCCAACCAACCAAACCAAACAAUUUCGGUUGGUAUGAGUGCUCCUAUUUUCCAGUCCCCUACUCUUCCUUCAGCUGGAAAGAAUGUGGUCGGUUCUGCCUUAAACUCACAAUCUGUGGUAGGGGCUCCAACUACAGCUCCUGUUUUAAGUUUUCCCUGCAGCAGUUCCAUGAUUGGUACUACCAAUCUAAGAAAUGAGUCAAAAACCUCUGGGCAACCUGCACAAUUGACCAUCUUUUAUGCUGGUUCAGUGAACGUCUAUAAUGAUAUAUCUCCUGAGAAAGCUCAGGCUAUAAUGGCGCUGGCUGGCAAUGGUUCUUAUUUCACUCCUCCAAACACAACACUUCCCCCAACUCAAGCUAAGACACAAUUGCUGAGGCCUCCCAGUGCUAAUGAUUUUAUUGGGAACCUGCCCCAUGUUAGCUCACCUUCCACUGCUCUUUCUAGCCCUAUCCCUAUAACAUCUGAUUCUGCUCCUCUGUCAGGGGGAGUUUCUGCUAGCACCAAUGAAAUAGAAGCAGUAAAACCAGUCAAAGCUUUAGUUUUGCCAUUCAACCAAGCAGGGCAGGCUCCAACCCUAGUUCCAUCAGCCGUGCCUCAGUUUCGUAAAGCAUCCUUGACACGAUUUUUAGAGAAGCGCAAGGAGAGGGCGAUGACUGCCUCACCUUACAACGCCAACCAGAAAAAUCCUGAAUGCAGCAUGGGUGGUACGAGCAUGAUUUAGUCAGCAAGCUAGAGCUCUGAACUGCAGAAGGAGAAAGAGCCAAAGCAAUCAUCAUACUCAGUGUGUAAGCAGGAGGGCUAGCAUCAAUCUUAAUUUUUAUUUUUAGUUCUCAGUUCAUUUCUUUUUGAAAGGGUGGGCCUUGGAUCAAUGGUAAGGUUGUUCCUUUAUGAUCAGUUAGUCUCUGAUUCAAUUUCAAGGAAACAGCCCCUCUGCAUAAAAGCAGGGGGACGCCCAUUUUUAGUUCAUUCCUUUUUUGCUCAGUUAAAGCCUCUGAGAUACAUGAUUCUAUGUAAAUGUUGUUUUGAUCAAGUCUUUUGGUCCAAAACACUGAUACUGCUGUAAUUUAUUAUUUGUUAAUUUCUGUUCUAUUGUAAGAAAUGGAUGACAUUUUACGCAUAAGUUUGUUUAAUUCUUGAAAACAAAUUAUUAGCCAUUACCA
This is a messenger RNA of Malania oleifera, 1812 nucleotides long. Its product is annotated as protein TIFY 6B-like. The transcript has 7 exons. Bases 264 to 1373 code for a protein of 369 amino acids. The record is from RefSeq and is a predicted model, not a curated record. Lineage: Eukaryota; Viridiplantae; Streptophyta; Magnoliopsida; Santalales; Ximeniaceae. Gene Ontology annotation, cellular component: nucleus. Gene Ontology annotation, biological process: response to wounding; regulation of defense response; regulation of jasmonic acid mediated signaling pathway.